This is a messenger RNA of Condylura cristata (star-nosed mole), 3267 nucleotides long. It is a transcript of the gene BRF1, whose product is annotated as BRF1, RNA polymerase III transcription initiation factor 90 kDa subunit. NCBI's taxonomy places the organism in Eukaryota, Metazoa, Chordata, Mammalia, Eulipotyphla, Talpidae. The record is from RefSeq and is a predicted model, not a curated record. Gene Ontology annotation, cellular component: nucleus; transcription factor TFIIIB complex; transcription preinitiation complex. Gene Ontology annotation, molecular function: RNA polymerase III general transcription initiation factor activity; RNA polymerase III type 3 promoter sequence-specific DNA binding; TBP-class protein binding. The transcript is spliced from 14 exons. Gene Ontology annotation, biological process: transcription preinitiation complex assembly; transcription by RNA polymerase III; DNA-templated transcription initiation. Bases 1371 to 2780 code for a protein of 469 amino acids.
CGUCUCUCGGGCUGGCGCCCCGAGUCCCUGGUGGCCCGUAGUGCGCGCUGCCUCGCCUUCGUCCCGUAGAAACCGGUCCCUUCCGGCCCAUGGCUCCCUUUGGACCCCACGCUGCUCCGUGCUGUGGCGGCCCUUCUGCGGCGAGCGUGGCCCGUUCCUGUAGUCCGGUGGGGCGGCCCCCGCCCCCGCGGGGGGCCUGCUCUCCUCUUCCUCUCAGGCUCUGAGGUCCGUGCGCGUGGCUCUGUCCCGAGGGGUGUGUGCACCGGCCUGGUUCUCGGGUGGCGGCUGUGCCCGCGGUCAUCCAGCAGCCGCCCCCCUCCUGCGCUUCCCCACGCGGCCGCGCCAAGCCCUGGUUCUUUCCUAGGGUUGGGCGCCGAGUCCUCACCCUCCUCACGGCGCUGUCACGCCAGGUCACCUAGCUUUGUUAGAUUUAAACUUGUACCUGAGCACCAAGCUCUGACUUUUUUUCCAGUUCCAGCUGCAGCUAGGUCUAAGAAUGAGGACAAAGGCUGCUUUUCAAGCCGCGACCCCUUGUCAGGCUGGGGGGCCACCUCGGCAGCAGCUGCUCGUGGCUGCUCCGGGGCCAAGUUCAGAGCCCCGCUGGGUCUGCCCCACAGAGGCCUCGGGGCGCCGCCUGCCGCUGCACGGUCGGGCAUCCUCAUCGCCCAACGGUGCAGGUCCCUCUCCUGCCCGCUGGAGCCUGCAAGGGCGCCCUGCCUGUCCCGGCACAGGCCAGCCCUGGGAUGUUGAAGAGCACCUCCCCGCGCCUGGGCUGGGCCGCCCCCUGCCGGUCUGAAGCUGUCUGGCUCCCCCCCCUAGGUCUUCUCCACCUGAAAAGCCGCCUUUCCUUCAGCCCCCCAUUCCCCAACUACCAGGGCGGCCUCCUCCAUCUCUCUCCCUCCCACACCCCACCCUCCCCCUGCUGUGCCCGCAGCAGCCUGUUUCCUCCCCCCACGGGCCCCAUGUGGCAGCUGGGUGCCCGGCUGCUAGGACUGGCUCCGGCGUGACUGCUGACGGUGUGUUUGAUUGAAACAGUCUCGAAGAGUUUUCUUAUUUGUGCAUGGAAGAGCUGGCUGCAGGCUACAGACGGGGGUGUGUGUGUGGGAGGGGGGCUGUGUGUGUUAGGACGCCCCAGAGACAGUGGGGAGCCGAACAGGCUGGGCCCCUGAGACCCACCAGCAGGGGUCUCAGCGGGGAGAUGGGAGGGGUCUGCUGUGCCCAGGGUCCCUCCCUGCCUGGGGUCCCACUCAGGCUGCCGUGGCCGGAACAGCAGGGACUGACUCCAGGCCAUCAGGAGACCAGACCCUUGCCUGUACAUCCCUCGCUUCGCCCACCUGCUGGAGUUCGGGGACAAGAACCACGAGGUGUCCAUGACGGCCCUGCGGCUCCUGCAGAGGAUGAAGAGGGACUGGAUGCAUACUGGGCGCCGGCCCUCGGGCCUCUGCGGGGCAGCGCUCCUGGUGGCUGCCCGGAUGCACGACUUCCGCAGGACAGUCAGAGAGGUGGUCAGCGUGGUCAAGGUGUGUGAGUCCACCCUGCGGAAGAGGCUCACGGAGUUCGAGGACACGCCCACCAGCCAGCUGACCGUGGACGAGUUCAUGAAGAUUGACCUGGAGGAGGAGUGCGACCCACCGUCCUACACCGCCGGGCAGAGGAAGCUGCGCCUGAAGCAGCUGGAGCAGGUCCUGUCUAAGAAGCUGGAGGAGGUGGAAGGGGAGAUCUCCAGCUACCAGGACGCCAUCGAGAGCGAGCUGGAGAGCAGCCGGCCGCGGGCCAAAGGGGCCCUGGCCAGCCUGGCCAAGGAGGGCUCCGCCGACGACCCCACAGCCAGUAUCUUUGGUGACGAGGACGCCGAGGACGAAGAGCUCGAGGUCGCUGCCAGCCACCUGAACAAGGACUUCUACCGGGAGCUCUGCGGCCUUCCAGGGGGCUCAGAGGCGGCGGGCGGCCCUGACGGGGAUGGAAGGCCCCCUGCCCUGGAGGCCCUGCUGGGGCCCCUGCCCACGGCAGCCAGCCUGGGCAUCUCAGACUCCAUCCGGGAGUGCAUCUCUUCCCCGGGCAGGGAAUCCCAAGGUGCCCCGGGGGACGGUGAGCUGGACCUGAGCGGGAUUGACGACCUGGAGAUCGACAGGUACAUCCUGGACGAGGCCGAAGCCCGCGUGAAGGCCGAGCUGUGGAUGCGGGAGAACGCGGAGUACCUGCGGGAGCAGAGGGAGAAAGAAGCCCGGAUCGCCAAGGAGAAGGAGCUGGGCAUCUACAAGGAGCACAAGCCCAAGAAGCCCUGCCGGCGCCGGGAGCCCAUCCAGGCCAGCACGGCGGGUGAGGCCAUCGAGAAGAUGCUGGAGCAGAAGAGGAUCUCCAGCAAAAUCAACUACAGCGUGCUCCGCGGCCUGGACAGUGCGGGCGCCGGCCUGCAGGGCGGGGCCCCCGGGGCCCUGCAGCCCGCUGGCGUCCGCAGGCUGCCCCGGAAGACGCCGGCCCGGCCGGGGUCUGAGCGCGCAGCCAGUGUGGGGAAGAGGUUACGGCCCUUGGUGUCCUCGCAGCCCCCCGAGAAGCCAGCUGCGCCAGAGGCAGGGUCCCCCCUGAGCGCCCCCACCCUUGGGGCCAGGCCGCCCCAGCCCGCGGCGGUGGUGGAGAGCGGGCCCGUGUCCUACCACCCGGAGGAGGAGGCCGAGGAGGAGGAGGCCGAGGAGGAGGACGGGGAGCCCUGCGUCAGCGCUCUGCAGAUGAUGGGCCGCGACGAUUAUGGCUGUGAGGGGGACGACGAGGACGGCUACUGAGGUCAAGCACAGAGGGCCUCGCGCCCGCCUCAGCGGCAAGGAGACACUGCCGGCCGCCGCCCGCGGGCUGCUGGGAAGUCGGGGCCCCGGGGCGCAGUGCGUCCGUGCUCUGCCCCUUGCUGGUGCGUACUGGCCAGAGGUGGCAGCUCCGAGGAGCCCCGUGGGCCUGCGCUCUCCCACUCGGCCGGACCCCAGCCCCUCCCAAGGCAGGCGCCCCAGCCUGCAUCCUGACUGGCGCUGGCCCGGAGCCAGCCUGGCUUGUUGUGUGGGAGCAGCCGGGCCCCUCGGCGCCCCGCUUGCCGGUGGCUGGUGAUGGGGCCAGGAGACUUGGGUCAGCCCCGGUUUGGCCUCUCCGUGAAGGCCAGGGCCCACCAUCGGGUCCUGGCCGCUCGGGACGUGGUCACGUGGGCAGCGGAGCCCCUGCCCAGGAGCGGGCACGAGGCUGCCGCAGCCGGUUUCGAGGCAGGUGGGAACAAGACGUGACUUG